UUUUCGGGGCAUGUAUAGCGGCCUUGUUUACCGAUGAUUUGUUUAAUUGUUUUCAAAUUACUGCUUAUUUUUCACUGCGUACAUAAAAUGUUAAUUGUUAUUCUUUAGUUAGGAAAUUAGUCGUUAAUAAUCAACAGCAGGAUUUAUUGUUUAGAUAGAAAAUAACCGACUAAAACAAUAAUGAAUAGCAAGUACAGUAAGAGGGAUCACUCGAGCAGUGACAGUGACAGUGAAGAGGAGAGAAGAAGGAAGGAUAUUAAAGAACGAGAUGAAUUUUCCAAUCGUCUCAAAGCCAAAGAUGAAAGCAAAACUAAGAAAGUUGCUCUACCCGCAGGUUCCGGAGCUGCUGAGGCAGCAAAAAGGUUGAAGAUCAUGGAAGAUGAGUCAAAGGAUAAAUUAGUUCCAAAACUUCGUGUUGAGUCUAGGAGAAAGUAUUUGGAAAAGCGAAAGGAAGACAAAGUUGCAGAGUUAGAGGCUGAUAUUCGCGAUGAUGAAUAUCUGUUUGAAGAGGAGAUCUUGACUGAACGAGAAAAGAGAGAGAGAGCUCACAAAAAAGAACUUCUUCGAUUAGCAACAGAACAUGAAAAAGCAAGAGAGUUGGAAAGAGUUCAAAGGUAUCAUAUGCCAUUGGAUAAGAAAAGAUUAGAACCAGAACCAGAGUACAAUGAUCGGGAACCACCUCAAUUUGAGCAAAGUAAGUGGGAGUCAGAUCAAAUGUCAUCAGCAGUUUUCAAGUUUGGUGCUAAAAAUAAAAAAGUUCAAGAAGAGUAUGAUCUGCUACUGGAAGAUGAAGUGGAGUUUGUCAGAGCAAUUAGGAUUCCAGGAGAAGAUGAAAAAAAGUUAAAGGCUGUCAUAAAACCCGCUGAAAGCAAACUAACAACAAUUGAAGAAACACAAAGAAGUUUACCUAUCUAUCCUUUUAAAAAAGAUUUAAUUCAAGCUAUAAGAGAUCAUCAAGUAUUGAUCAUUCGAGGAGAGACAGGUUCUGGUAAAACUACUCAGAUCCCACAAUAUCUAUACCAAACAGGAUUUUGUAAUGAUGGAAAGAUGAUCGGUUGUACAUCGCCUCGUCGUGUUGCUGCAAUGAGCGUUGCAGCUCGUGUGGCUCACGAAAUGCGAGUUAAGCUAGGAAAUGAAGUUGGUUAUGCCAUUCGAUUUGAAGACUGUACUUCUCAUAGGACCCGAAUAAAGUACAUGACUGAUGGUACACUGCAUCGUGAGUUUCUUAGUGAACCCGAUUUAGCAUCUUACAGUGUUAUGAUCAUCGAUGAGGCUCAUGAACGUACGCUCCACACAGAUAUCCUGUUUGGCUUAGUCAAAGAUAUCGCACGCUUUCGACCUGACUUAAAACUUCUCAUUUCAUCUGCUACGCUAGAUACUACGAAAUUCAGUGAAUUCUUUGAUGGCGCACCAGUAUUCAAUAUUCCUGGUCGUCGAUAUCCCGUUGACAUUUUCUAUACAAAAGCUCCUGAAGCCGAUUACAUUGAUGCGGCAGUCGUGUCGAUUCUGCAAAUCCACGUCACACAGGAACUUGGUGAUGUUCUUGUAUUUUUAACUGGUCAAGAGGAAAUCGAGACGUGUUUUGAAAUGCUCCAGGAACGAGUUCGUAGAUUGGGUAGCAAAGUAAGAGAGAUGUUGAUUCUGCCGAUUUACGCUAAUUUACCCAGCGACAUGCAGGCCAAAAUCUUCAAUCCCACUCCUCCGGGUGCAAGGAAGGUGGUCUUAGCAACAAACAUUGCAGAAACAUCACUAACGAUUGACAACAUUAUCUACGUCAUUGACCCUGGUUUUGCUAAACAAAAUAACUUUAACUCGCGUACCGGUAUGGAGAGUCUCAUGGUCGUACCAAUCAGCAAAGCGUCGGCGGAUCAACGUGCAGGACGUGCGGGUCGCGUGGCACCUGGAAAAUGCUUUCGUCUGUACACCGCGUGGGCCUAUAAACACGAAAUGGAAGACAACACGGUACCUGAGAUUCAAAGAAUUAAUUUGGGUAAUGCAGUAUUGAUGUUGAAAGCAUUAGGCAUCAACGAUCUGGUACAUUUUGAUUUCUUGGACCCACCGCCACAUGAAACCCUCGUUCUUGCUUUAGAGCAGUUAUAUGCUCUUGGAGCAUUGAACCACCGUGGUGAGUUAACUAAAUUGGGCCGUCGAAUGGCUGAAUUUCCAGUCGAUCCGAUGAUGGCAAAAAUGCUCAUCGCUGGCGAGAAGUACAAAUGUUCCGAGGAAGUUGCUACUAUCGCAGCUAUGUUAUCAGUGAAUGGUGCGAUAUUCUAUCGGCCCAAGGAUAAAAUCAUUCACGCUGAUGCGGCAAGAAAAAAUUUCAACGUUCCUGGAGGUGAUCAUUUGGUCUUGCUAAAUGUCUACAAUCAAUGGCAACAAAGCGACUUCAGCGUUCAUUGGUGUUAUGAGAAUUUUAUUCAGCACAAGUCCAUGAAAAGAGCCAGAGAUGUUAGGGAACAAUUGGUUGGACUGAUGCAGCGUGUUGAAAUGGAAUUAGUGUCUGGUAUUACAGAAACUGCAAACAUUAGAAAAGCAAUUACAGCUGGUUAUUUUUAUCAUGUGGCUAGGCUGUCGAAGGGCGGUAAUUACAAAACUGCCAAGCAUAAUCAGCAAGUAUCUAUACAUCCAAAUAGUUCACUAUUUCAAGAACUGCCUCGGUGGGUACUGUAUCACGAGCUUGUCUUCACAACUAAAGAAUUCAUGCGACAGAUAAUCGAAAUCGAGUCGAAAUGGCUGCUUGAAGUUGCACCACAUUAUUACAAACCCAAAGAAUUAGAAGACUCGACGAACAAAAAAAUGCCUAAAGUUGUAGGCCGUUCUCGCCACGACGGGACCAAUUGAAUUGAAG
This is a messenger RNA of Phymastichus coffea, 2848 nucleotides long. It is a transcript of the gene l(2)37Cb, whose product is annotated as pre-mRNA-splicing factor ATP-dependent RNA helicase DHX16. Lineage: Eukaryota; Metazoa; Arthropoda; Insecta; Hymenoptera; Eulophidae. The transcript has 12 exons. The record is from RefSeq and is a predicted model, not a curated record. Gene Ontology annotation, molecular function: RNA binding; ATP binding. Gene Ontology annotation, cellular component: catalytic step 2 spliceosome; intracellular anatomical structure. The coding region runs from base 181 to 2841 and encodes 886 amino acids.